Carassius carassius (crucian carp) is the source of this 3352-nucleotide messenger RNA. It is a transcript of the gene c30h10orf71, whose product is annotated as cardiac-enriched FHL2-interacting protein. The transcript has 3 exons. Bases 587 to 3352 code for a protein of 921 amino acids. NCBI's taxonomy places the organism in Eukaryota, Metazoa, Chordata, Actinopteri, Cypriniformes, Cyprinidae. Gene Ontology annotation, biological process: positive regulation of calcineurin-NFAT signaling cascade. Gene Ontology annotation, cellular component: Z disc. The record is from RefSeq and is a predicted model, not a curated record.
CAUGUUAUGCCACAAACAACAGGGAUUUUUCUCCUGGUAUUAUACAUUUAAAUGGUGCUCCAAUGUAAUUUUGAUUAUUAAGGACUGACAGGGAGCAACAUAAUUACAGGCUUGGCUUUAAGGAUUUAUUUAUUUUUGUUUUCAUCUGCUUGACACUUGACACCAUAUGGUUAUUCCAAUACGUGUACGGUCUCAAGCCAUCAUCCCAUGUUUCCAGCUCUGUCAUCUCUGACUGAUGCCACUGCUGUUUCAGUGUGUUUCUGCUUCAGAAGCCUCGUUGCUUUAGCCCCACCGGGGCCCUUGAACAAAGUGGCAUUUACAUCUGCACUUUGUCAACUUUAAGGAGAGCCCAGCAAAAGCACUGUUGAAGAGAUUUUUUUUUUGCUGCACAUAUGCAACUGAUGAGGAAUAGCUUCUUUCUGAAGCAUGAAAAAAUUAUCCACUAAAAAAUGCCAUAUAAUAGCAAAAGGAAAGGAAGGCAUUUUGAUCACCUUUUAGAAGGUAAACGACUUAAAUGCAAGACACCCAGUGUCAGCCAUCUGAAGACUGACAGGGACAACUGCGCCUAUGAGAGUGAGCGCUUGAAAUGAGCUCCCUGGAAAAGCGCCACACAGGCCAGCGGGAAAGCAUGCAGGGUCACCGCAAAUACUCAGAUGGCCCCAGGGACACAUCCAGCAGUGGCAGCUUUAUGGAUGACACAGACAGGGAGGUGAGCAACCUCACCGAUCGUGCCUUCAGGAGCCUGUGCAUCGGAGAGAAGGCCAUUUACAAUGACUCAGAAUUCUCCUCAUCUCCUACUGAACGACACAAGGCAUUUUCAAAGGAAACCCAGCAAAAGACAAUCUCCCACGAAGCAUUGUCAUACAGCAUUCAGCGAUAUGGGGAAGCAGAAGCACAGUCAGAGAUGGCCUCGACAUUCCAGCAUUCCUAUGUGGAUGUAACCCAUCAGGAACAGGCUUUCAGAGAGGGAAACUUGUCUCAUAUGAACAAUGGCUCCAAGGAGGUGACAUGGCAGCAAAGCAGGAGCACAUCCAGGGUGUCAUCUCUAAUCAAAGCCUUUAGUUCAGGGGAGUGUUACCAUGACAGUGGGACAUGUGACGUUAUUCUGGCAAGGGAUAGGUAUAGAGAUUUUGGCAGUGAAUCAUGGGACAAAUCAGCUAUGCUAAGCAUCCAAAGCGAUCUCUCUGCAGGAUAUCAUCAGAAUUUUAAGUCCGGCCCCUUUCAGUCUUACAGAAACCAUUUUUACACAUCCGACGUGGCUGCCACAGUGGCACAGAUGGAGACAACAGGCCUGAUGAAAUCUUUGAAAAGUAAGUUCAAAGCACUGAACUCUACAAACAGUUUUUUCCAUAGUGAAUUUAGUCCCUUCCAGCUUUGGGAAGAGUACAACAGGUUCUCCUUCCAAAGUACACAUGUGUCAAGGUUUAUGCCACCUAGAGAAUUCCCACGUUGGUAUGAUUCUCCUAUGUACAAAGAGCUGAAAGACAACCACAGAAUUCCAAACUCUCCGUGUGAAAGUAGGGGCUUCAAUCAGAGAAAAAUUCUGAAUGUUGUGGCCAGCCAGUGCUCCAUGUCCACAGUUGUCCAGAAAACCUCCGCAAUUGAGAAGAGGUGCGAAUCUGAAAUGGCUUCCAACUAUCCACCUUGGAAGAAAAACAACAACUUAGUAAGGAACAAACUUCCAUGCAACCGGCCCUCUACAGUUUCACCUACUAAUGAGAGAACAUGUAGGCCGGAUUCAAAUUUGUUUAGAAAUAACAAAGUUACACAUGAGAUAGUGGUCGAGAGCAACCUGCCAAGCAGUGUGACGCCAUUCAAUAUCACUCAGCUCCUCACACCAGUAAUUCACACAAGACAAGAAACAGAGACGUCUGAGAUCAUGCAGUUUGCACAAACUCCUUAUGCUUCUGAUUAUUCUUCCCAGGGUGAAACUGACCCUAAUCUUCAGACUGAUGUCAAACAUCUGCGUGACAGCUACAAAUUCAAAGCUUCAAGUCUGCUAUUCAACCUCAAAGAUAACCGAAAAAGAGUCAAGAGUACGUACAGUCCCACUAGAUUUAAAGGGAUAGAAAUAACAGAUCAAAAUAAGCUGAUCUCAAAGCUGGAGGGCAGAGAAUCCCAAUAUUCAGAUAUUUUAGUAUCCCAAGAAACUGCUCAGGAGAAUUUGAUUGGAAAUGAUGCACAGGCCUCAUGUAACCUAAUUCAAGAGCCCAGUGCAGCUCCUAUCACCCCUAAAGAUUAUACCGAUGGCUUUGGAUCAUAUGAUAAUUUGACAUUAACUUCAACUCAAAUUCAGGACAGAGUAACUAAUUACAAAUUGUUCUGUGGUAGUUCAGAGGGUCACUCUCCCAGUACAGAUCCGCUGUCUAACAUAGAGAUCUCAACACGCUAUCUUUCAGCUCAGGAUAAAAGCUCUCUGAUGUCAGAAGGUCAAUUAAAAGACCUCAAUACUUUUAUUCCAGCUAGGACAAAAAUAGCAAAUGUGCUUCCAAGGGCUUACCCACCGACACAUUCUCUGCCUGCUCAGACAUCAGAGCGAUACGGCCAGAGUGAUAACGCAAGUCAAAAUGAUCUAAAACAAAGAAAGGACUUUGGAAGAAAAACAUUUAUUGAACACAGUCAAAAUGAGGCUGUAAAAGAAAAAUGUUCAUGGGACCAGAUUGGUUCAGUCAAGGAAACAGACAGCAGAUCUGAAUCACAGCCAUUUAGAGGAGAAAUAGCAGCACUGAUUGAAAUGGACAAACAGAGAAAGGCCACCGCUAAGCAAUAUUUUGCCAAUGACAGCUAUUCUGUCCGAAAGGAAACGUACAUGCAAAAAGUGAAUGAAGACAUUAAACUAGGUCGACUCACAAAAAAGGAAGAGAAAGAGGUCAGGGAUGAAACAAUAUCACCCAGGAAAACAUCUUACAGUGAAAAAGCUAUACAUAACAACCAAUUAAGCACAUUUUCAAAGCCUAUUGAAUCAUACGGAAUACCAAAAAACUGUCUCCAAACCAAAACAUCUCCUCUAACAGAAGUUUAUGGUGGUUUACAAAGCUUCAGUGUCAAAAAUGAUUUUGUUAAAGGAGUACCAGUGCAAAAUUCUUCUUUUAACACCAUGGUAACACAAAAUACAUUUGAUCAGAGAGCUCAUGACUUUAAUAAAGGUCAAAAGAAUGAAGGAUUGUACUCCUAUCAGCCAUACAGGUAUGAGCCUAACAAACAGUGGCACAUGUCAUCAACAAGUGAAGACAGACACACCAAGGAAAGAGUAUGGACACAGAAACAAUCAGAGAUGAUUGAACAAACUGAUGCCAAGAAUUAUAAAAUCUCCAGUACAUCUUCAAAGAUAAUGAGCAAGCAAGGAGGUUAA